This is a messenger RNA of Caretta caretta (loggerhead turtle), 6913 nucleotides long. It is a transcript of the gene IMPG2, whose product is annotated as interphotoreceptor matrix proteoglycan 2. Gene Ontology annotation, biological process: visual perception. Gene Ontology annotation, molecular function: hyaluronic acid binding; heparin binding. NCBI's taxonomy places the organism in Eukaryota, Metazoa, Chordata, Testudines, Cheloniidae. The record is from RefSeq and is a predicted model, not a curated record.
AUAAAUAUGCUGAACUUUCCUUGGAAAAUCCAUCUGGGUGUCUUGAUUUUUGUGUUGAUUGAAGGGGAUCUUCAAGUAUUUACAGCAGAAACUUACUCAGCUGCAGAGGAAAUUGAGGGUAAGGAUGCUACACCAACAACUCAACCCAAUGGCGGGCAAUUAGUAAACCCUUCGCUGUCUCCUGAGUCAAGACACCGUACUGAAUUCAUGGGAAAGGAACAACUCAACAGGCAUGUGUUGUUUCGAAGGAAGAGGUCCAUCCUGUUUCCUAGUGGAGUUAAAAUUUGUCCAGAUGAGACUGGUGAGCAGGCCAUUGCCAACCAUCUGAAAUACUUCAAACUCCGAGUGUGCCAGGAAGCAGUCUGGGAGGUCUUCAAGACAUUCUGGGAUAGACUUCCAGCACGUGAAGAAUAUCAGUACUGGAUGAGUUUGUGUGAGGAAGGAACUAUGAGCAUAUUUGAAAUGGGCACAAACUUCAGUCAGUCCGAAGAGCACCAGAGCCUGAUUAAGAAGAAACUGUCCUAUAUGAAAGAAGAAAUGGAUGGCGCCUGCAGUGAUUGGUCCUGUGGCUCUGGAAUUCCAACACCUUCUCCAGCUGCUGAUGCUACCACAUUAAGAGAUGCAGCUGCCAAUGUCCCACCCCCUCAUGAGGUCUCCAUUGAGAGUCCAUCAGAUUAUACCUUCAACAAGAAUGAAGAUUCAGAUGCUAGCAUCAACAAUGAGAUCAAGAAGGAGGAUGGGAAGCUGAUGAAACCUGUUCCUGACCAGAUGGUUGAGUUCAGAAUCCUUAUUUUGGGAGAGAAAUACACUGAGGAAUUGAGUGACCCAUCCACCAUGCAGCAUCAGCUACUCUCAGAACAAUUUAUUUCCCAGGUAAAAAAUGCAUUUGAAGGAUUACCUGGAUACAAUAAUAUCCAUGUGCUGGAAUUCAGCUCUCCUGACGAUGACAGUGGUGUGGAGGUUCACUACGCUGUCACGUUUGUUGGGGAAGCCAUCAGCAAUGCCACCUGGGACCUUAUUAACCUUCAGUCCAACAAAGUGGAGGACAACUCCCUCGUAGAACUUGAGGAUAACCCAACUGUUGUUUACACAAUCAGUGACUUCAGAACUUAUAUUGCUGAAAUCCUUCAAAAGAACUCUUUCCUUGAAAAUGUCUCUUUGACCUUGGACCCUGACUCUCUCCAGCUCAUUAAUGUGAAAGAAGUGCUCUCCCCUGCACCUGAAGACACAUCCAGGAUUACUGAAAAUCCAGUUGUUCUUGAGUCUCCAGAAGUUGAUGACCUUGCAGAUGAAAAGGACUAUGAUAAUGCCCUUUUAGCUGAGUGGCCCUCUGCAGAAGCAACAACUGCAAGCAAUAUCUUGCCACUUGAUUUCACCAAAUCAGGUUUCACCUUUGAUAGUGAACAGUCCAAUAGCAAUGAAAUGUGGUUAAGAUCAGAAAACCUGGACUUUGAGAACAACAUGAAUUCAACACCAAAGGCUGUCCUCACUUCUUCUCCUGGUGGGAUGAGUCUAGAGGAAGGGAGCCUGACUCUUCCUUCUGUCACCCCAUCAAUAUUAGAAAAUGGCUCUCCUGUGGACUCUCAGGAAUGGCUGUCUAUCCCUGCUUCUUUCAAAGAUGAUGCUGGAGUGUCGGAAGGCUUUCUUCUGCCUUCCAGUCUAUACCCUCAUCUUGCACCAAAAGAAAUGCCAUCCACAGUCAUUUCUGUGGUUCCUCCGACUUCUAUACCAACAAUGGCCUCUACAUCAGAAACAGAGCCUAAUAAUGAGGGAGUGAUCUCUGCAGAGAAGGCAAGAGAAGCCAUGCCCAUUGACAUAGACUCUAUAUCCCGUGACAGCCUGGAGGACGGAGAAGUUUAUCUAGAGGUGAACCCUCUGCAACCCGAUCUGUAUCCAGGAGGAGAAAUUAUUUAUGAGGAUGGAUCUGGAUCAGCAUUUGAUGCUUCAGGUCAAGAGGCAUGGCCAUGGGGCAUAGCAACAUUAGAGCCAGUUUUCUACAGUCUUCCUGAAAGCUGGCUGAAAGAUAAAAAUGAUUCUCUGUUAAUCAGAGCACAGGAUACUCCUGAGGGACAGAUCCUGGAUUAUAUAAUUGAUUCUAUAGAGAAAUUAAAUGGUAAUCCUGAGGAUGGAGGCAUGACCAAUGCAAGAGGGGAUUUCACUGAUGACUCUGAAUCAAAUGUACCUGGACUUUCAGAAACUGCAACUCAGCAGGUGCCUAUGUUAUGGACACAAGAAACCUUGAAUGUGGAACUGUCCAUGCAAACAUUAGAGGCAUCAGGCAUGUCUGAUUAUUCUUCAUCCUUUGCAUAUGAGCCCUCAGUGGACUAUUCUUCUUUAGAUAUGGCAGAUGAACAGACCUCCAUCUCACCACAUGAAAAAGAUAUCUCUAUAGAAGGUCAUCUCCUUACAUCUACAGAGACAUUCAAUGUUAAACAAGCUGAAGAGUCCAGUGAGGAUCAUCAAAUCAUUUAUGAAGCAGUAGGAAACCAAAACAAGGAAGGGACAAAGCCAGAAGAACUAUCCACAAUAGUCCAAUCAGGUGUAGCUGUUACAAUAGGACACCAAGACAUGGAUUCCUCAUGGACUGGGCUCCUCAAGCCAGAAACAGUCCUGACAGCAACUCCUAUGAUGGAAAAUAUAGUCACUGACAUUUUCAUGGAGGAGCAGCAAAUUCCAGAUUUGCACUUGACAACUCAAGAAGCUUCUGGAUCACUUGCUGUGAAACCAAUAAAUAUUUGGCCUACUCACAACACUGAAAGGGCAUCUGAGAAACCUGCAGAACAAGACAUGCAAUCUGAAGCACCGAGUAAGGUUGAAGUUUCAACGAUAGCUCCUUAUUUACUGGAGCUGCCGACUGGUUCAGAGGAUUUCACUGGACAGUCUAGUACAGACCAUGAAACUAGUUCCCCUAGUAGCUUAAAUAUGGCAGUGGGUUCUUUUGCAACAGUGACUAUAACAAAGAAUCCUAUUGGUUCCCUGUCCAGUUUCCCUACUACACAAUAUACAGUUAGCUCAAUAAAACUGGGGGAGGACAUGACUACAAGAGUGCUGGAUCAUGUGGGCACAAUGUUGUAUCCUCAUGAGAUGAACCUGGAAGAAAGAAGUAUGACUGAUAGUCGCAUGGAGGUAUCUACCAAUGUUCACUCCACAGAGAUGGCCAGCAUAGCUUGGCCCACGCAUGCAAAUCGCAAUACUACCACGUCCUCACGAGCUUUAGUGGUAUUCUUUAGCCUCCGUGUUACCAACAUGAUGUUUUCAGAGGACCUAUUCAAUAAAAAUUCCCCAGAAUAUAAGGCACUGGAGCAACGAUUCUUAGAACUGCUGGUUCCCUACCUCCAGUCCAAUCUAACAGGUUUCCAGAAUCUCGAAAUCCUGAACUUCAGGAAUGGCAGUAUUGUGGUGAACAGCCGCAUGAAGUUUGAAAAACCUGUGCCUCGUAAUGUCACGAAUGCGGUCUACGUAAUUCUGGAAGACUUCUGCAACACUGCUUACCAGACCAUGAACCUGGCCAUUGACAAGUACUCCUUGGACGUGGAAUCAGGAGAUCAAGCUGAUCCUUGCAAGUUCCAGGCUUGCAAUGAGUUCUCCGAAUGCUUAGUAAAUCGCUGGAGUGGUGAGGCAGAGUGUGUUUGUUAUCCUGGCUAUCUAAGCAUUGAAGGAUUGCCCUGUAAUAGCAUCUGUGACCUACAACCAGACUUUUGCCAAAAUGAUGGGAAGUGCGACAUAAUCCCAGGACAAGGGGCCAUAUGUAGAUGUCGUGUAGGUGAGAACUGGUGGUACAGAGGAGAGCACUGUGAAGAGUAUGUCUCAGAGCCAUUGGUUGUGGGUAUCGCAAUUGCUUCAGUGGCUGGCUUCCUUCUUGUGGCAUCUGCUGUAAUUUUCUUCCUGGCCAGGACCCUUCGAGACCAGUACUCAAAAAGUGACACUGAGGACUCAUUAGGGCAGGGUGAUAGCCUCUCCUCCAUUGAGAAUGCAGUGAAGUACAACCCUAUGUAUGAGAGUGAUACCACUGGGUACAGCCACUACUAUCGGAGAUACCCACAGCUCACCUCAUACAGCUCUACCAGUGCAGAGACGUCCACAGACUACAGCAGUGAAGAGAUAAGGCACAUUUAUGAGCAUAGUGAGCUCACAAAGGAGGAAAUCCAGGACAGAAUACGGAUUAUAGAGCUUUAUGCCAAAGAUCGGCAGUUUGCAGAGUUCGUUAAACAACAUCAAAUGAAGCUGCUUUAAAAAAAAAUUGAAGCCAGUAGAAGUGGAAGAUGACCUUGUUGCCCUAGUAACAGGGCACACACAAAACUGCAAAGUUACAUAUAGUCUUUAUGUUGUAUGGAUAUUAAACACUGCUGGUUGGAUGCAGAUGUUUUCUAAAUGAAUGAUUAACUAUAAGAAUGUUUAUCUGGCUUUUCUGAGUACAGUUAUGACGGCAACCAGAGGUCAUGAAAAUUCACUUUUUUACUCAUUUUAAUUGGGGAAAAAGCAUUUCCUGAACUGGACAGUGAAAGUUUGUGCAUGUAUUUUCUCAUCUCGAAGAUUUUUUGCUUGGUGUGCAAAGAAAAAAUUAAAAUGAAAUACAAGUUUUUCAUGUUACUUUGGUGUUUUCCUGUUUCAAAAGUAAAGUAUUAGUGGGGGGAAAUAUUUGGGUUGCAGGUGAGAGGUUUAUAGGAGGAUACUGGCAUUAUUUUGAUAUGGCCCAAUAAUAAUCCCAGACAAAAUGUAUUUUAUCUUGCUAGAGAAUUUGUUUUGUACGGCUGGCUGAUUUACCCUUGUUUGUUGCUCACCAACAAAAAUAAAUAGUCAUGUACUUAAUAAGGUUCAGCUUGCAGCUCUCAUGACACUUUAAUUGCUUUUAAAACAAAAGAAUUCAAUGUUGUUGGCUUUCAACUGCCACAUGUCAGCUUGGGGAGAUGGCACUACUUAGUGGUUGCCACCAAAAGAAAUACUAGAAUGCGUAUGUGUUCUGCUUCUCUCCCAGUGCCAGACUGGGGCAAACAAGGGCUAGACCCCCUCCCUGCCUUUACAGAACAUUUCUACAAUAUUACAUUACUAACUCUAUCAUCCUAAAUUAUUUUAAAUGUAGAGAAUUUUUAUUUUUGCUUCUAUAGUUUAGUUAUUUUGUUCCCUAUGAUUGGUUAUUUUCAUAAUGGCUUAAUUGUGCUACGAGACUACUUAUGACACCAUUCUUGUUUUUUAUUCCUUUGGCACUGAAUUUCUCGUCUUAGAAUUGUAUGCAUCCAUCAUUCAAACUAAAGCCAACUGAAUACCAGAUAAAAUUCAGCUGACAUAUUUGAAUAAUACAUUAGUCAACCACUAGCUCUGAGUCAGAUAGUGUAGUAUUUACUAGUCAAUAUAUUUUAUAGUUUUGCCUCCUCAGAUGUCAGUGACCUCACUUCUGGCUUAGGGGAAACCUAAUGUUAAGUCUUUAAAUCUGGAAAGUAGUUUAGUUACUUAAAAAAAAUUGUUUUUCAGGGCAGAUAUUAUAUAAAGAUGUGCUUCCAAUAAAAAUUUGGACCUGUAUUUUGAACCCUCAAAAGUUCCUAUGGGUUUUGUACAGCUUAUUAAAGAAGGUACCAGCAUGAAAUUUGGAUCUGGAUCCAGGUUUGAACUCCAAGCUCAGGGAUGUUCACAUCUUUAGUAUUUAAUACUAAACAGUAACAUCUUCCCACCUGAUUUAAUACCCACUGAACAAUGAAGUUAGUUUUUUUAAUCAAGGUGGUAGUUCAGAGGCCCACAAGUGCCAACAGACCCCUCCUCGCCACUUUUCCAAUGCAUAUUACAGUUUAGUCAUGGUGAGAGCUACUUACCUUCCUAACUUAGACAGCUGGGUGAGACUCCUGUGAAGAAAAACACUUCUUCCAAAUGUUUUUAGCGCUCCACAGCUGCUGUGGGAGAACACUUCACCAGAUUGUUGGGUUAUCCUCAAUUUCAAUGCCAGGGGUAAGGACUCAUGGCUUAAGUGUCAAGCUGGAAAUCAACUUUUAACAGCCCAUGAACAGUUGGUGGGUGCUUCGUAAUGCCAUAGUCAAUGAGCCAGAUCUUGUGGAGUAGUGUGAUCACUGGAUGCUGCACAAUCUGUCUUUAAAGAUGACUUUGGUGGCCCUCAGGCACUGUAAAGUUGCACCACUUUCCCUCCCUGCUGGAGCAGGGAAAGGGGGCAUAGCUGGGAUAUUGCUCUGUUACACCAAUCCUCCCCUUCUGUUUUGGGCCCCCGUAAUCUAGUCUAGUUGAGAAGAAUAGCAGAAUCAGCGUGGAUGCAAAAUUAAACUUUAAGAUACCUUUGCAUAGCACUCCUGCAGUUAUGUUUCUUUGCGGUUGGGUUAUAACUAAGAAUGAGACGCUAAAACUUAUUGUGAUAUAAAAAGGUGCAUUUUCAAUAUGGUGCCCAGGGAACAAACCACUCCCCUCAACCUUGACGCUUCAUGCCUUCUGGUGUGCUGUACUGACAACUUACUUCACAAUCCAGAUGCAUGUUCAGGUUAAAUGAGCGACAUGCCUGAAUCCUGGAUCUGAACAGUACUGAAAUUUAGGAUUGGGGGGUUGAAAUUUGAACCUAAAGCUGGAUCUAAAUUUCAUGGUUGUUAAUCCCUUCCCUUUAAUGAUCUGAAACAAAAUUGCAUCGGUGAGGGUUGAGAUUAGAAAAUGCAUCUUGGGCCCAUCUCUAGUUAAAGCUAAACCCUAGUCUAGUGGUCCCAUCCAUAAGCAGUAGCCUAGAAGAGGUCCUGCUCACACUGAACAUGUGGUAUUUCAUUGUACAUACAGGGAAUGUUUUUCUUUUUGUAUAUAAUGUCUUAUUUUCACUGCAAUAAAUGUUUUUGUUUCAAGAAGGUGUCUGUAUUCUCCUCCUCCCCCCACCCCCCCUUAAAAUCUUGACCAGUUUUUAAAAUUGAUGUGGAGACUAUGAAAACAUAAUGGA